This is a messenger RNA of Drosophila bipectinata, 394 nucleotides long. Lineage: Eukaryota; Metazoa; Arthropoda; Insecta; Diptera; Drosophilidae. The record is from RefSeq and is a predicted model, not a curated record.
CAUCAACAUGGGUGCCGCACGAAGCCUGCUGAUCCUCCAAUUCUUGGCCUGCCUUCUGGUCGUUUCGGUUUCAGGAUGCCGGGUCAUUUCUCCCUGGAGAAGUCUCUGUGAGUCCUACGUAGGAUUGAAUGGCUGCGUCGACAAUGGGAAGUGGGAGCCAAAGCUCCCGCCACGGGACAACACCUGCUGUGGUCCCCAGUGCCGCUACACGGCCCUGGAACCCCCAGCGACUCCUCCUCCAUGCGGCUGCGAAGAAAAAAAAUGUCGAUGCAUUCUAGACACCAGUUGCGGGAAGGGAAAACCAACGCUGCCCUUCAGUUACCAAUGCCUGACAGACUCCGAAUUGGCAAAGGAAAACGCACAAAGGAAGUUAGACGGCUAUGCUCGUGAGUAA